Messenger RNA from Bradysia coprophila, 1392 nucleotides. RefSeq names its product phenoloxidase-activating factor 1. Gene Ontology annotation, biological process: proteolysis. Lineage: Eukaryota; Metazoa; Arthropoda; Insecta; Diptera; Sciaridae. Gene Ontology annotation, molecular function: serine-type endopeptidase activity. The record is from RefSeq and is a predicted model, not a curated record.
GAAAGAUUGGUAAUGAUGAGUGGUUUGGUGUAGUCACAAGUGAGAAAAAUUGGAAAAGUUCUUAUGUCGCAGUUUUGAAAUCGACCAUUCUUACACGCAGCUUCAUAAUUUCAAGGAAAAUUGUUUUGUUUUCACCGUCGCGAAUACUAAUUAGACGAAACUAUGUGUUUACAAGGUGUAAAUAGGUUGGGUUUUUUCGUCGGGUUUUUAUGUUCAGUCAAUUGUUUAAUUGACUUUACUGACGCUGAAUCAUUUGGUCGCUUGGUAAUCCAAUCCGAUGAAUCGUCCCGACACCAAUCGUCUGAUUUAGACGAUAUUCAAACGAAUGCAUAUCUUCGAUCUACAUGUGAUGGUCUGAACGAUUGUGUCCCAUUGUCCGAAUGUUUGGCGCUACAAUAUCAUGUAGCGAAAGCCUGUUACUCGGGGGAUCGAUCGAUAUAUUGUGGAAUAUCCGAACAUGAGCCGUAUGUAUGUUGUCCGAGAAACCGUUUCGAGAAGGUGAACUCCUGUGGAAGGAACUUGGUGUCGGGACAACACUACAAGGGUCUGGGAGCGUUUCCGUUUGUUGCUAGAAUUGGAUUCAAGAACACUAAUACAGCAUCGUUAGCAUAUCCUUGUGCUGGAUCAAUUAUCAGCAGACGAGUUAUUUUGACAGCAGCUCAUUGUGCACUAGCGAAGGCAGAUGGACAUAGGCUGUCAUCUGUUCGAAUUGGCGAAUACGACACCCAAACAGACCCAGAUUGUCAGUCAGGUUUUUGUGCACCACCAGUGGUGAAUCACGCAAUAAGCCAUGUAAUAGUCCACCCGGAUUAUGUUUCCGGACAAUAUCAUCAUGACAUUGCGCUUGUGGUACUUAAAACUCCACUUAACUACACUGUUGCGGCGCAAGCGAUUUGCCUUCAUCCGGACAGGGAGAAUUUAGUCGUUGGCAAGCGGGUAGUUGUAGUUGGCUGGGGAAAGCUGUCCACUUCAAACAUUCGUCUGCCAGAUAUGCAAUUUUUAGAAGUUCCUCUAACGCCAUGGGAGACAUGUUUAAAUGUAUAUGGUUCAACUGGUGCAUUAGAUUCACCGAAAUCUGUUGAUGGGCAAUGGAUGUGUGCAGGCGGAGAGAGUAAAGAUGCGUGUCAAGGAUUUGGCGGUGCACCGUUAGUUUUUCGAGAAAACGGACUGUUUAAACAGAUUGGCAUUAUGUCGUUCGGAUCGGACAAUUGUGGGGCUAGGAAAACACCGAGCGUAUAUACGUCGGUAUCUCAUUUCUAUAAGUGGAUUCAAGACAAUUCACCACCGGAAUAGUUUGUAAUUUGGCAGACGCAUUUGUGUUGACUAUGAAAAUUGUGAUAUUAAAAUUUGUUAAACGGGGUGUGUUGGUGCACUGGACACGUAUACCUAUUA